Bacillus rossius redtenbacheri is the source of this 4060-nucleotide messenger RNA. RefSeq lists its product as uncharacterized. Lineage: Eukaryota; Metazoa; Arthropoda; Insecta; Phasmatodea; Bacillidae. The transcript is spliced from 8 exons. The coding region runs from base 322 to 2529 and encodes 735 amino acids. The record is from RefSeq and is a predicted model, not a curated record.
GUGAUUGGUGGAUAGGUCGUAGUAACUGCCAUUUGGUGAAUAUGAGUCACAGGUGAAGAAAAACGGGUUUUGAGAAAAUGGGGACCCUGUAUGCGAGGCUACGAGGAGCAUUUCCCUUCAGCUUUCAAACCGAAGUGAAGAAAUGUUUGACGCGUAUAAAAAAAACUGACUUCAGUGGAACUUUACUGUGGCAUUCUAACUUAAGUGUAGGUGUUCUUAGUAAAUGAAAUGUAGUGUGAUACAUAUUUUCGUGUGAAUUGUGCGUAAAUUUCAGGCGGUUACAAGUUAAGCUAUUAUAUGGCUCUCGCUACGUGAAGUAUAAUGGCGUUACCCUCGGUUGCCGCCUUAUCGGGUAACACUAAUGCAACAAAAACACACACAGGUUCUCCCGGCACACUUGCGGUCAAGCAGGAGCCCCCUGAUGAAGCGGAAAUUCGAGAGAUGGCGGCCAAACUGGUGGAAGCAAACAACGCCAAGAUGGCCGUGGCGGCAGCGGCGGCGGCCAGACAGACGGCGCAGGUGGCGCCCAACAUGGUGCAGCCCGGCCAGCCCGGGAUAAUGAGUUACCUGACACGCACGGGCGGGGGCGCCGUUGUCACGGUCGGCAAGCAGCAGGAAAAGAAUGCUACAGAUGCAGUCAAGAAGCCGUUGCUUGACGAAGAGUCUUUGUGGGGGAGGUUUGGUUGGGUAACGCUUGGCAAAUGCCACAUACCUUACAUCUUACGGGCUGGUGAAAAGUAUUGUGCUGUGCGAAUGGUUGAAAAUAAACUACUUAAUAGGUACCUGUGUUAUUUAAAUGCGGAAGUGUACGAAUGUACUUGCAUACCGAGUUACUACAUAACAGAUUCUGAAGCCAAGUUAUUCAACGAAAUCAACCAAAAACAUUGUGAUGGACACUUUGGUCGCGAGGCAUUCACCACGCACGAUCUAGUAGUGAGACUUCAAGACGCAAGGGAGUUUUAUCACUUCCUGGACGUGUGUUACAACAAACUUGUACUUAGUUCGAGCAAUCCCAAAGACAAGUGCGGCUUCAUCCGAAUAAACGGCGAGUCGGUCGUGCCGUACACGGUGAGAGAAGGUUUAAAAUACGUUCCACUUUUCUAUUUCGAAGGUGAAACGGAUAGUUUAAAACUGAAGGCGGAAAAGCUGGAAGGGUGGGACCUGUCUUACCUGAAGUUUUGCUGUAAGGUUCAAGGCAUCCGUAGUGAACUGUUUGCGCACGAGACGUGUUCUGUGAUAAGCUUGAACGACAUCCGGGGCUACUUCCCUACGAACACGUUGUUCGAGGACUACUGGCCCAGCAAGAUGGUGGAGUCUCAGAUGUUGCUCGCCACGAAGGGCAGCUCUAACAACGGCACCGGGGGCAUGUGGACCAAGCAGCCUCCUCCGGCCAAGAUGGCACCGACCGCGACGCAGGUGCGACCGGCGGCGCCGCCCCAGGUGUCGACCGCCCAGCCGGUGUGCAACGGCUGGUCCGGCCUGGUCGGCGGGCAGCCCACGUACCAGCCGAGCAUGGUGACGCAGCCAGCCGGGCCGGUCAUCAGGACUCAGCACACUCCUAUAUCUAUGCAUAGUCUGAACACCACCACGAGUACCACAAGGAGUAUAGGCAGAGCAAGGGGUGGCUCGCAUCAGUUUUAUCCUCAGGUGACAAUGACUAUGGCAUCUCAGCCCUCACACAUGACGGCACAACCUCCACCCCUAGUUAGGGUAUCAGGAGCGCCUGGCAUUGGGAAUGCACACACGUACACCACAGCUGCGACUGGCAUGCAGCCCGGCAGCAUGCACAUGAUGGGUACCCUCACCAGUGCUGCCACCUCACACCAAAUGCCGCCCCCUGCGAGCUACCCGCAGCACUCCCCACACUACUCGCCCAUGGCCCAGCAGAGGCACACCCCUCCGAGCAAUCCCUCGCCUGCCUCCGUUGCCUCCAAGUACCCCCCGCCCCUCCUGCCGGUGCUGAACGGCACGGCGCGCUACUCCUCGGGCUAUGGCGCGGAUGUCAUAGACCUGUCCUCCCCGCCGCAGUCGCCCCACCGGUCCGGGGGCAGGAGCAGUGGAGGGGGCAACGCCAACGCCAACGAUGGUGGUCAGAAACAGCUCAUCCAGAUAGCAGAGGCUCCGACGUCAGGCACCCACAUUCCGUACAAGGUCCAGAAGGCAUUAGUAGCGGAGAACGAACUAGUGCCUUGCAUCAACCAGAAACCAUUCAUCUAUUCAGACCAGCUGCUCAUGACUCUACCAGACUUCACAGGCCAUUUCUUCCCCAAUGUACCUCCCACAACUUGUCGGGAUAUCCUGCAAAAUGUUUUGGGAGUGGACCUUUAUCGUGGAAAUCGGCAGCAGAUGCAGGUGCUGCAAGAUGCGGGCAAGUGUCAGUCCGCGAGCGAGGUUCUGCCCCUGAUACAAGUGCGUGAUGUGAUGCAGUACAUGAGCCAGAUGAAGUACAUCUUCAACAGCAUCACGCCGUCGGCAGGAGGGGGCGGUGACGACGGGGGCGGCGCGCCCAAGCGACAACGCACCAGCUAGGAUCCGGCCUGCUGGGCGACCAGCCACGGGUCGUGGGGCUUCGGCUGGCCCCAGCACUACGGACUGUGAGACGAUAUCGUUCCUCUGUGACUGUUGUUUCCAUCGCAAAGACUGGACUGGCCCUGUGCGUUUGAGCCUGCUCUAAUCAAGACUUUGCCGAGUGAUUGUUACAUUACUUCAUCCCGUCGUGCAGUGUAAUCGCGAAAAACUUAACACUCAUCUCUUUAGUUAAGAAGUGACAGGAAAAAAAAUGCAUUUUCAAUGAACACGUACACAGUAUCUGUUUCUUUGUGAUUUGGUUUCGUAUUUUUUAGAUCUCGUUGCUGUAGUUAUCAGCAUUUAUAUAAAUACAACGCUUUGGCACUUGACACACAUUUUUAGUUUCUUCAUUUUUUUGUACUCUGAUGUUUGUAUUUAAGAGUGUAUAAAUUUUCUGUAUAUAAGUAUUUAUUUAUGUGUAAGUCUUAUUUUAAAGUUUUUUGGAUUAGGUUUUUCCAUGCUUCAUGAUUUUUCCAAUCCACAUAAGGUACUGACCAAAUAUUACUUUAAUGGAGCUGAAUUUAUUACUUACCUAUUUAAAAUUAAAAGUUCCUUUUAGAGUUGGGAAAUACCAUUAGUUUUUUUCAAGUACAAGAAUUUAUGUGAUUAUUGCUAUGUGAUUUUCUAUGUAGAUCUGGUUUUCAAUCAGUAUAUAAGCCUCAAUCUGCGGCACUGAACUAUUGCAGACUGAAUUGCCGGUAAAGCAAGUGCAUUUACAAUAAGUCUGACUUUUCUAACUCAACAGGUGAAAAAGUUGCUUUGAAACAUUCUUAGCCAAACAUCUUGAAUAUUUAUUUUUAAAAAAGACACAUACUGUUUUCAGUUUUCUUACUUUACAUUUUUAAUGUUUUGCUAUAAAUGUUUCCUUGUAAUUGUUUCAUGUGCUGAGUCUAAAGCAUUAACUGAUUGUGAAUGCAAUGUACAUUAAAUUGGUGGUCUUUCUUUGGUAUAGAAGUAAUGUAAAUUAUUAGAUAAUUUUAUAGUGUAGGCCCUGCUUGCAAACAUUUUACAUUACACAUUUUCCCGAAUUCAUGCCAUUGAAAUUCCUUGACAAAUUUGUGUGGAACCAUGUUGUUAUAAUGCUUAUUCCAAAGUAACUUUGUUGAGUAUUUUCAGUCAUUUGCUGAACAAAAUUCAACACUUCUGUUAUGGUUGUCAUUUCAUGUAAUGCUGAGUUACAGAGAAUUCCAGCAUGAUUGUAUUUGUUAUACAAGAUUAUUAGCAUUUACUGUAAACUUAAUUAGACUGCAAAAUAGUGCAAGAAAAAUUGUCUGCAUUAUUUAAUUGAAAUUUAGUUGGAAUUGUAUUUUUAUUCUCUUUUUAUAUAAUUAAGUGGAUUUUUCGAAGGAAUAAUUAAUAUAUUUACAUCUGGAAGUGCUAAUUGCUUGUAAGACUUACCUUUGAAGAUGAACAAACGUUCUGUGUGAUGUAAUGAGUUCAUGUUUGAAAAUAUAAUCUUUACUGAAAUAUAGCAGCUCCCAACUUCAGUUAA